AAGUUACAGCCUUUCUCCCGAGCAGUACUCUACAAGCGGAGCCAUGGCUUUCCUCCGUACGACGCUGGUGCUGGUGGCGGUGACGCUGCUCCUGACGGCAGACCUCACGGAGGGCAAGAAGCGGAAACACCGCCACAGGAGCAGGGAACACUCACGGGAAAACUCACGGGAGAACUCUCGGGGGAGCAGCGAGGAAAGCAGCCGGGACAGUUCGUCUGAGGAGUCCGGUGAGCAGGACAGCGAGCGCCUGGACAAGCUGGAAGAGUUGAUUAAAAAGCAACAAGAAGAGAUUAAGGCGUUGCAGGACGACAACAAGGUUCUAAAAGACAAGAUAAACGCACAAGCAAACACCACAGACAACCUGGAGGAGCAAAUAGAUUCGCUCCAACAGGAGGUUGAGAUGUGCAAAUACGACGUCUCGGACCUCGCCGACGAACUGAAGACGCUGAAGAACGACACGGAGGACCUUAAAGACGCCUUGGACAGCCAGAAGGCGGAGAUUGAGGAGCUGGAGGCCGAGGUGGAUGAAUUGGCGGAGUGCUGUGCGGAGACGGCCGCGGGGGAUGACGGGUUCUUCAUCCCGCUCGUACGGGAGGAGGACGCCGAGGGGGAGGAAGUUCUUCCUAAGUAGAAUCGUCAAUGCUCUAUAAAGCUUACUGCCUUAUGGCACGGUCACAUUUCCAAGCCGGGGCACAGCCGGUUGU
Branchiostoma belcheri (Belcher's lancelet) is the source of this 704-nucleotide messenger RNA. Its product is annotated as myosin-6-like. The transcript is spliced from 5 exons. NCBI's taxonomy places the organism in Eukaryota, Metazoa, Chordata, Leptocardii, Amphioxiformes, Branchiostomatidae. The coding region runs from base 44 to 631 and encodes 195 amino acids. The record is from RefSeq and is a predicted model, not a curated record.